AUGAACAUUUAAAAUUAAAAAACUGAAGCAAAUCCAUUCAAUUAGAAAGAAUAAACUUUUGAAAAAGAAGUCGACUAUUACAACUAAAAUAACAAAAGGGUUGAAAAAAUUAAAAUUCAAAUAAAAUUCACCUCAGAUCAUUAAAUCAUCUAUUAUAAAAAUGAAGCAAUAUUGAGAGUGUAAAUAUUUAUUUAUAUAAAAAAGGGAAUAGCUUAAAGUUAAAAAUAAUAUAUUGAAUAAUUUGGAACAAAUUCUAAAACUUUCUUGGCGCAGUUAAUAUGAUGAGAAAAAGAAUAAGGAUGGCAAAUGGAUUGCUUUUUGGGGUCAAAAUGAUAUUAUUAAUGUUGGUGGAUAUUAGAAGGAUGGUUAGAAAUAAGGAUUGUGGAAAGAUCUAUUCAAAAAUUAUUGGAGGUAAGAUUUAAAGAUUUAUUUAAAUGACUAGUUUGGCUCUUAUAUAUGAAACAGGAGAAUAUUUGAACGAUUUUAAAAUAGGAAGAUGGAAAUAUUUUUAUGAAAAUAAGAAUAUGUAUGUAUUUAUAUAAUUAUUUAGAGGUGGUGGUCUAUACAACAAUGAAGGGGAAAAGAUAGGUAAAUGGAUCGACUUGAAUGAUGGGUUUUAAGAUGGGAAAUAAGUGACUUACGCUGGUGAGUAUAAUCGAAAUGGUAAGAAGGUUGGUAAAUGGGAUAUAAUGCAUUGUCGUAGAUAAAAGAAUUAAUAUAAAUAAAUGUAAAUAUUAUAAAUGAAUAAGGCAAAAACGUAAAAAUAGUGGUGGUGGGUAUUAUGAUAAAGAAGCAAAUUAUUAAAAGAUUGGAAAAUGGGUAGAAUUGGAUGAAUUAUUUGAAGAAGAUAAAAAAGUUACUUAUUAGGGAGAAUAUAAUAUAAAUGGUAUUAAGGUAGGUAAAUGGGAUGUUUUGUAUUGUAAAUGUGAUGAGAAGAAAUAUAAAUAAAUGUAAUUAUGAUAGAAAUACAGAGGAAUAUAUAGUGGUGGGGGAUCAUAUGAUUAAGAUGGAAAAGAGAAAAAGAUUGGAAAAUGGAUAGAAUUAGAUAAAGUGUUUAGGGAUUAUUAAUACGUCAUUUAAAAUGGUGAAUAUAACAUGAAUGGUAUGAAGAUAGGUAGAUGGGAUAUUAUGUAUAGUAUAAAUGAUGAGAAUUAAUACAAAUAAAUGUAAAUAUUGAAUAAGUAAAAUCUAGUGGUGGUGGAUCAUAUGAUUUAGAAGGAAAUUAGAAAAAGAUUGGAAAGUGGGUAGAAUUGGAUGAAGAGUUUAAAUUAGAAAAAUACGUCACUUCAAGUGGUGAAUAUAAUAUGAAUGGUAUGAAGAUAGGUAGAUGGGAUAUUAUGUAUAGUAAAUAUGGUGAGAAUUAAUAUAAAUAAAUGUAAAUAUUGAAUAAGUAAAAUCUAGUGGUGGUGGAUCAUAUGAUUUAGAAGGAAAUUAGAAAAAGAUUGGAAAAUGGGUUGAAUUGGAUGAAGAGUUUAAUAAUAAUAAUUCAAUCACUUAUAAUGGUGAAUAUAAUAUAAAUGGGAUGAAGAUAGGUAGGUGGGAUAAAAUUAAUUUAAAAUCUGCAAACAAGUUAUGGUAUUAAAUAAAGAAUAAAUUUUAUAGUGGAUGCAUGAAUUUUGAUGAAAUUGGAAAUUGGAUAUAUACCAGUGAAAAGUAUUAAUUAUAUUUUAUAUCAAGUAAUUCAAUUUUAAAUGUUGGAUCAUUCUAAAAAAGUAAAAAGAUAGGUAGAUGGGAUAUUCUGUAUUGUUAUAAUGGCAAGAAUUAAUAUAAAUAAAUGUAAAUAUUGAAUAAGUAUUAGGAAAUAUUUAUCUAGUGGUGGUGGAUCAUAUAAUAAAGAAGGAAAUUAAAAUAAGAUAGGUAGAUGGGUAGAAUUGGAUGAAGGGUUUAAAUUGGAUAAAGAGGUUAUUUAUAAUGGCGAAUAUAAUGUUAAUGGAAUGAAGGUAGGCAGAUGGGAUAUUUAUUGGUUUUCAAGAAAGUUAAUGUAAAUAUUAUAUAAGUUAAAGGGGAAUAUAAAUAUAGAGGCGGAGGAUCAUAUGAUUAAGAAGGAAAUUAGAAAAAGAUUGGAAAGUGGGUUGAUUUGGAUGAAGGGUUUACUUAAAAAAAUUAAAUUACUUAUAAUGGUGAAUAUAAUGUGAAUGGUAAGAAGGUUGGUAGAUGGGAU
This is a messenger RNA of Paramecium sonneborni, 2161 nucleotides long. Lineage: Eukaryota; Ciliophora; Oligohymenophorea; Peniculida; Parameciidae. The record is from the annotation of a GenBank genome assembly.